UGCAUGAUCUCCCCAGCCUACUCCAAUGCGAGCAGAGAGGAGACGGACUAGUUCUGUAGCCUAACGGAGUUUACGGAGGGGGAAAAAGGUAGCCUAGUGUUGGCCACUAAUUUGGAAUAGUGGAUUUUCGUCCGUUUGACACCAGUGAUGCUCUUCAAAGAUGACAAAGCACUUGAUGGGAGAAAUAUAAGACAUUUUUUAAAAGAGAAGCAACAUUCUAUAGAGACAGAGUAGGGAUGCUCGAGCGUUGUCACAGCGACACAUCUUGCUAGGACACUGUGCACGCGCCCCACCGGGAGAGAGGAGGGAGCGUGUGCGAGCGAAAGAGGCAAUCGCACAAGCACAGCAUAUUUUAAGUCUAUACCAGUCGGCGGAGAAUCACGGAAACCGUGGAACGCUGUUAUACAGCGACGAAGCAGUCAAGCACCACCAAAUCGUCCAAGGUAUUCAAACUGUCGUUGGUGCUGUCCUCUCCACCGGCGAAGGGCAAGCGGGGAUGUAUUUUUUGUAGAAAAUUCACCCGCAUUUAAAAUCACAGUUGACAAUUUAUGUAGAUGAGGAAUUAGUCUAUAUCGUUUUGUUGUCAACAAAGAACGAGAUAUAAAGAUAUGUAGAGUGACGCGUCAGAGAAACUGAUCAAACGAACAAUUCAUGUAGGCUAUUUAUUAUUAUUGCUAUGCGGAGGAGGCGGGGGAGCCAAUUCUUUGUAGUCUACCUUGGUGGAAGAAUCAUUCCAAAACCUGCUUUAAUGCCUUUAUCUAGUGCAUGUGUAAUGCGCCAUACGCAGCAAUAGGCUUUAUUUUUUGGUAGCCUAUUCAUUUCCCUCCGUCAUUGUCUCCCGGUCCCUUAUCAGAAUGUGGUAGUCCGGUCAACCUGCAGGUCGGUCAGAUUGAGCUGGUGUUGUCGGUAAACAGAAAACGGGGAAGGUUUUCAAAGUCUAAGCUUCUCCAAAGGACUAUGCUUCAAUAUUUCCCGUUCUAAAGGAAUGGUGUGACAACGGUCUAGAAGUCAAAGACGAGGGCAAAAUCAAAGGAUUCCUUUUGAAAAACCCUUGGAUUCCUGCUACCCCCUUGGAACACAUAACAGGUAUUCACAGCAAGGAGAGGAGCUGAGGACCCCUGAGACAUCCACUGUGUAUCCACUGUAGGUUAGAUUGUGACCGCCACCGUUGACCAGGAACUGUGACCGCAGACAUUGACCGUGAUGAGGACCGUACAGGAGGAUGGAACGUAACAGAGUUCUGACCGUGGAGCCGUUCCCGACCGCGACCGUAGAACACCAACACUAACCACAACCACACCUUCUAAAGACCGCCCGGUCUCCCCCUAACCCCCCACCCCUCCAGCCCCUCUGUCUUACACAGCAACCCUCCCCCUCGCCACUCCACUCCUCCACCUAUCCUCCUGCACUCACUCCCUUGCUCCAGACCCCCUUUUUUGAGGGUCCACUUUUUCUUUCAUAAACACUCUCAACCACCACUUCUCUCUUUCCAUUGCGAUGUCCUUUCUUUCCAAUCGUCUAUACCUUCAUGAACAUUGAGUCCUCUUUGGGAAACAGACAUACACGGACGAUAAACGUUUAGUUGGAGGCGGAGUCUCUGUAGCUGCCAGUCAUGUAUCUUUUCCCUUUAUCCCUGUGUAAACCAAGUGGGCGGGGUCUCGGCUCUAGUCUCCGCCCCCGCUGCUACAUGGCCGACACCUGUCUAGUCUGGCUCCUGGGCCUGGCUCUCCGCCUCUCCCUGACCUCCUGCCAGAAGAUGAACUCCGCCAACAAGCCCCCCAUGGUGACCACCAACUACGGCAAGUUGCGAGGGCUCAAAAAGGACCUGAACAACGAGAUCCUGGGGCCAGUGGAGCAGUACCUGGGCGUGCCCUAUGCCACCGCGCCCAUCGGAGACCGCCGCUUCCAGCUGCCGGAGGCGCCUGGCUCGUGGCAGGAGAUCCGCAACGCCACAGCGUUCGCCCCGGUGUGCCCGCAGAACGUGCACGGCGUGCUGCCAGAGAUCAUGUUGCCGGUGUGGUUCACAGACAACCUGGAUGUGGCAGCCGGCUACAUCCAGAACCAGAGCGAGGACUGCCUCUACCUCAACGUCUACGUGCCCACCGAGGACGGUCCGCUCACAAAAAAACACGAUGAGUCUACAAUGAACAGACCGAGAGAUGAAGACAUCCGUGACCGUAGGAAGAAGCCAGUGAUGCUGUUUAUCCACGGAGGCUCCUACAUGGAAGGAACCGGAAACAUGUUUGACGCCAGUGUCCUCGCCGCCUACGGCAACGUUAUCGUGGUCACUAUGAACUACCGCCUGGGCGUCCUCGGCUUCCUGAGUACAGGCGACCAGUCAGCCAAGGGAAACUAUGGUCUGUUGGAUCAGAUCCAGGCCCUGCGUUGGCUCAAUGAGAACAUCGGCCAUUUUGGGGGCGACCCUGAGCGCAUCACCAUCUUCGGCUCCGGGGCGGGGGCGUCCUGCGUCAACCUGCUCAUCCUCUCGCACCACUCCGAGGGUAAGGGGCACACUGGGUUGUUCCAGAGGGCCAUAGCCCAGAGUGGCUCAGCCAUCUCCAGCUGGUCGGUCAACUACCAGCCCCUGAAGUACACUAAGAUCCUGGCCCGGAAAGUGGGCUGCAGCCACUCAGAGACAGCAGAAUUAGUGGACUGCCUGAGGAAGAAGAACUUCAGGGAGCUGGUGGAUCAGGACAUUCAGCCGGCCCGUUACCACAUCGCCUUCGGACCCGUGGUGGACGGAGACGUGGUGCCGGACGACCCAGAGAUACUCAUGCAGCAGGGGGAGUUCCUGAACUAUGACAUCCUGAUAGGAGUGAACCAGGGAGAGGGGCUGAAGUUUGUAGACGACAGUGAAGACAACGAUGGGAUCUCAGCUGCAGCGUUCGACUACACUAUCUCUAACUUUGUGGACAAUCUCUACGGCUAUCCUGAGGGUAAGGACAUCCUAAGGGAGACCAUUAAGUUCAUGUACACCGACUGGGCCGACCGUGACAACGGAGACAUGAGGAGAAAAACCCUCCUCGCCUUAUUCACGGACCACCAGUGGGUGGCGCCGGCGGUGGCCACGGCCAAACUGCACGCCGAGUUCCAGUCUCCCGUUUACUUCUACACCUUCUACCACCACUGUCAGACGGAGACGCGGCCGGAGUGGGCGGACGCGGCCCACGGGGAUGAGAUCCCCUACGUGUUCGGGGUGCCCAUGAUCGGAGCCACCGACCUCUUCCCCUGCAACUUCUCUAAGAAUGAUGUCAUGCUCAGUGCUGUAGUCAUGACAUAUUGGACUAACUUCGCUAAGACGGGGGACCCCAAUCUGCCAGUUCCUCAGGACACCAAGUUCAUCCACACCAAGCCCAACCGCUUCGAGGAGGUCAUCUGGACCAAGUUCAACUCCAAGGACAAGCAGUACCUCCACAUCGGUCUGAAGCCCCGCGUCAGGGACAACUACCGAGCCAACAAGGUGGCCUUCUGGCUGGAGCUGGUCCCUCAUUUACACUCCCUCCAUGAAGUCCUGAACCCCACCACCACCAGGCUACCUCCAGGCAGCACUCGCCCACCCGGGGGCCCCUGGAAGCCCAAACCCCGCACCACGGGCCACCCCUACCCCACCUUCCCCGACCCCGUGGAGCCCUACGGAUCAGAGCGGCCCAGACUGGACCUCUUCCCCGGUGACACGCGGGAUUAUUCCACAGAGCUGUCGGUGACCGUGGCAGUGGGGGCGUCGCUGCUCUUCCUCAACAUCCUGGCGUUUGCCGCGCUCUACUACAAGCGGGACAAGCGUCAGGAGAUGCGGCGCCACCGGCUGUCUCCGCAGCGCCACGGCGGGCCUGCCAACGACCUGGCGCACAGCCAGGAGGAAGAGAUCAUGUCCCUGCAGAUGAAGCACUCGGAGCACGACCCGCACCACGACAUGGAGCCCCUCCGGCCCCACGACAUCCUGCGGCCCUCCUGUCCGCCCGACUACACCCUGGCCCUGCGGAGGGCCCCGGACGACGUGCCCCUCAUGACCCCCAACACCAUCACCAUGAUCCCCAGCACCAUCACCGGCAUGCAGCCCCUCCACCCCUUCAACACCUACCCAAGCACCGGCCACAACAACACCCUGCCCCACCCCCACUCCACCACACGCGUAUAGUAGAGCUACAGCUCCCCCUGGGGGACCGGAGGACCAACUACACACUCUGGUUUACCUCUAUUGGAUCGCAAUGGAUAUCUCUCUCUCUCUUGCUCUCUGUUUCUCCAACCGUCAGCCUGCUGCCCUGAUGCUGUGUCCUUCCUACUGCACAACCUUGCUGGGGUUAAGUGGAAGUGCAGCUGAACUGCAGGGGCAGCAGGUGUUAUUGAGGGUGUUGACAUAUUUUGAGAGGGUCUCGUAUUCUCUGAUCCUGACAGCCCCCAAACCUGCCCACAGGAUGAUCCUCUGCCUCUUACUGUGCAUUUCAUUUUGUCGUUUUUUCAUCCCAUGUUUUCUCGGUUUCUGUGCUGUAAUAGGGUUGGGGACAGAGGAGGCUGGUGGGAGGAGCUAUAGGAGGACGGGGUCAUUGUAAUGGCUGGAAUGGAACAGAGUCAAAUAUGUGGUUUCCAAAUGCUUGAUGUGUUUGACACCGUUUCAUUUAUUCCAUUCCAGCCUUUACAAUGAGCCCGUCCUCCUAUAGCUCCUCCCACCAGCCUCCACUGGUUGGGGAUAGUUUUUUGGAGUGAGGUAAAGCGUUUGGUUCCUUUUCCUUCGGAUGUAUUGGAAAACCUCUAUCUCUCUACUCAUCUCAUCUGCUUACUUGAGUCUCUUCUCUUUUCUACAUCCCUCUCUUUCCCUCCUCUGUAGUUAUAAAACAACCUUUUUUAUACAAGGCGUACAGUACAUACAGUUAGUAUAUAUCAUGAAAAUAUUGGUAUUCUGAUAUUGUCUUUCUACCAGCAUUCUUGGUGCCAAGUACUGUGUUGUUUUCCCAUAGGAGGGGAACUGAGAUAGAAUCAAGAGUGUUGAGCUGUAUCAAGAUUGCCUACUUACCGUGUGUUCAUGAAAAGUGCCAAACUGGCCUAUCUUGUGCUUUUUUCGUUAUCUUUUUUCAACGUUUGUUUGUUUGAUUGAUUGUUGCUUUCGGUUCUUAUUUUUUGUGGAAAGAUUUUUAAAUAUAUAGAUAUAUAGACAUAUAUAUAUAUAUAUAGUUAUAUAUAAAUGUGUACAAAGAAGAAAAUAUCGAAAUGGUUUUCUCAGUGGGGAUCUAUGCAUGAAUUCUUUUUAAAAACGAUGAUGGGGAAAGGACACUGGAGAGUCAACAUUCGCACACACAUCUCCUGUUUUAAACUAUUUCUAUCUCAAUUUCAUAUGCUUUUUCUUCAUAUUUUCGUUUCUGCAAGGGAAAAAAACUGGAGGCACGUCAUAAAACCACUGCAGCGGUGCUUCUUUAAGUUUUGAACAUUAUCCUUUACAACAACGAAAAACCUGACUGGACCAAACAUGAAUAAAAACAAUUAUUAUACACAUUGAUUAUACAACACAUUGCUUAUGUUGAUCAUCUCCCACCCUUAUUGCUUACUGUCUACUAUUGCACUACAGACUGCAUGCUGCCCCAAACAAAUCAACUACCCUAGUAAAUCAAUUCAAUCUUUAUUUAUACAACACAUUUCAUAAAAGUGAGUGCAAUCCAAAACAUUAAGAACACUAAACAGAAAAAAAAACAAGACUACAUUUCAAUCACAUAAAGACCCCUUUCUGUCUCACAUCCUCCUCCCGCUCUGCUAUCAUCCAGCCAGGGCCCCUGAGGGCCCCUCUUACAUAAUGUGAGUUAUUGGUGCCACUGUAGCAGCUCUGUAUUUUUCUCGUAAUAACCAGGCCAUCCACUGAGCCUUGGGCCCCUGUCUCUCUGUGACUCAUUAUGGCAGACGUAGAAGCCAUAGACUGCCACUGAAAUGGCAUCUUAUUCCCUAUAUAGUGCACUACUGUGGCCAGUCAGGCCAAAAGUAGUGCACUAUGUAGGGAAUAGGAUGCCAUUUUGGACACAACCCUGGAGGUAUUGGUGUCCAUUAUGCUCUGGCCAAAAAGGGAAUAGGGUGUAGGGAAUAGAGUGCCCUAGCGGUAUUGAUGCUGCAGGUAGACCUAUUGUUUAUCAAGGUAAACCUGCCAGGGUUCUCAGAGGUCCUGGGUGGGAAGGUACAUACAGUCAAGUCUUGGGUCCUCAUAUAACACAACUUUUUCCUAAUUAUGUUACGAUGAAGGAGAGAAAAGGGACAGUUCUCAAUCUCCCUCUUCCUUUCACACACUCUCCCCUUCUCUCCGCCCGUCUACGCCUUCGAUUUCUGGUGCUGUUUGAUGAACGCCUGUGUGUGUGUGCGCGCGCGCGAGCACAUGUCAGCUCAGCUUCACAGGGCCAGGGGUAACUAGAGGGCCGAGAGAAUGAUGGAGGAGGAUGGCAUGUCUGUGAGGAAAGAGACAGACAGACAUCUCAUAUCAGAGGCGCCUCCCCGUGGUGCGAAACCCCCGUAAUAACUGCUUACACACACACUCCUCCAUUCUUCCUCUCAGUCUAUUUUCCCCAUCCCGUUCUCCUUUCCUCCACCAGUAAACACCUGUCUGAUUCAAGACUGCUGUACAUGCAAUUUCAACCAACUAUCUUUGUGGAAAGUUGAGAGUAGAAAUCACUGACGUUUCAACUCGCAACUUCCCUGUGCACCGCCGUUGAACCCUGCAUCUCCUGACCCUUCACCCCUGACACAUGUCCCUGCUGACUCUGUUGCUCUCACGUCCCCUUAGCGCCACUGUUGUACAUUGAACUCUAAGCACACGGAGGAAAUACUGGUGGUCUAUCAGACAGGCCAGGGUCUGGGAUAACAGAGCUGGGAAGAGGACGGGGAGUACGAGGUCCUUAGACCAAGGGACAACAAAGUGAUCCGUUCUUUUUACUCGUUCCUUUUUUUGAACGGGGAGGUGCACAUAAAAGUCGAGGGAAAGCCUGUUGAUA
Messenger RNA from Salvelinus fontinalis (brook trout), 6959 nucleotides. RefSeq names its product neuroligin 2a (gene nlgn2a). The transcript is spliced from 10 exons. Gene Ontology annotation, molecular function: signaling receptor activity; neurexin family protein binding. Gene Ontology annotation, biological process: neuron cell-cell adhesion; presynaptic membrane assembly; synaptic vesicle endocytosis. The record is from RefSeq and is a predicted model, not a curated record. NCBI's taxonomy places the organism in Eukaryota, Metazoa, Chordata, Actinopteri, Salmoniformes, Salmonidae. Gene Ontology annotation, cellular component: cell surface; postsynaptic specialization membrane; synapse. The coding region runs from base 1613 to 4135 and encodes 840 amino acids.